This is a messenger RNA of Metarhizium album ARSEF 1941, 663 nucleotides long. RefSeq lists its product as uncharacterized. The coding region runs from base 1 to 663 and encodes 220 amino acids. Lineage: Eukaryota; Fungi; Ascomycota; Sordariomycetes; Hypocreales; Clavicipitaceae. The transcript is spliced from 6 exons. The record is from RefSeq and is a predicted model, not a curated record.
AUGAAGUUCUCCGUCGCCUCAGCUGUGGCCGCCAUGUUGGCCGUGGCCCAUGGCCUUCCUAGUGCCGUGCCACGCGAGCUGGAAUCUCUCCACGCCAGAGGCGGAGUCACCUGGACGGGCGAGGUUCUCCCCGGCAAGAACUUCACCUUCAGCGGCACCAUCCAGGAGGUCCAGGCACAAAUCCUGGCCCAGAACCCCAGCUACUUCGACCAGUAUGUCAACGUCACCGACAGUGAGCCCGAGACCCAUCUCGAAAGGCGAUGGACGGAGAAGCAGCCCCCGGACUGCAGCUACGGCCAUUACAUGCGCCGCAUCUACGCUGUUGCCGCCGCUGACGGAGCCGUCACCCACGCAGAACUCAAGGCCAAGCACGGCGGCACGGCCUUGUGCGGUGCGCCUCCGAGGCGAGGACCCGGACUCGGCGGUUGCUCCAGAGUCAGCUGCAGCUGGGGAUCGCAGAUGUGGUUGUGCAACGACAACGACUACCACUUGGACCUCCCUUGCACCGAGGUUGCCUCUGCUCUGCUCGAGCUGAGCAAUGUCUGCUACUUUGUCCAAGAGGGUGGCGAUACCCAGGUACAAGGCCAGCUGUUUACUACGGAUAACUGGAAUGUCAUUAUUGACUAUUACGGCGACUGCCACUCGAGUCCUACUGUGGGAUAG